Molecule: messenger RNA, 486 nt
Organism: Dracunculus medinensis (Guinea worm)
Lineage: Eukaryota; Metazoa; Nematoda; Chromadorea; Rhabditida; Dracunculidae
Source: the annotation of a GenBank genome assembly
UUUAACUUUUUAAAUUUAUUAUUAUGUAUGUAUUUAGUACUCAACUUCAUAUGUUUUAUAUGUCUAUUGGCAGGUGGUCCAGCGUAUUUCUCUGGGGCAGGCUGGGCAACUUUUGUCACUACUGUCGGAUUAGGAGUGUCGCUUACUUUGCUUUGCCUUUAUCUCUUUCGAAUUGUCGACAUUGUAACGCGGAUCCCAUGGAUAAUUUGUGAAAUGAUUUUCUGCUUCGCGUGGACCAUAUUUUUUUUUAUUACUGCUUCCGUACUGGCUGUUGCUUCAGUCAAGUAUCGAACUGGAGCGGGAUAUGCAGCUGCAGCUUUUUUCGCAUUUGGUGCAAUGUGUACCUAUGCCUUUGAUUGUUAUCUGAAAUUUCUGGCUUGGAAAGCAAAUGAAAUCGCAACUGGUGGUACUCCUAUGACAACUACCUAUUCAACUGGCCCAUCAGUACAAAAAAAAGUUGUGAUCAGUGAACCUUAUAAACAGUAA